Messenger RNA from Camelina sativa (false flax), 1035 nucleotides. The record is from RefSeq and is a predicted model, not a curated record. Lineage: Eukaryota; Viridiplantae; Streptophyta; Magnoliopsida; Brassicales; Brassicaceae.
AUGUCAGAGGUAGAAGAAGAAGAAGAAGUAGAAGAAGGAACAAGUAGUGGAGCAAUUACAGGUGGCUCUAGAAGCUUCGAUCUACCUGACGAAGUUCUUCAAGUUCUACCUUCCGAUCCAUUCGAACAGCUCGAUGUAGCUCGCAAAAUCACGUCCAUCGCUCUCUCGACACGUGUCUCCGCUCUCGAAUCAGAGUCGUCGGAUCUCCGAGAACUCGUCGCCGAGAAAGAUAAAGAAAUCGCUGAGUUGCAAUCUCACGUUGAGUCUCUCGACGCUUCUCUCUCCGAUGCCUUUCAUAAGCUUUCUCUCGCGGAUGGUGAAAAGGAGAAUUUGAUAAGAGAGAAUGCUUCGUUGUCUAAUACUGUGAAGAAACUUCAGAGAGAUGUCACUAAGCUUGAGGGUUUUAGGAAGACCCUUAUGAUGUCUCUUCAAGAUGAUGACCAAAAUGCAGGAACAACACAAAUCAUAGCUAAGCCUACACCAAAUGAUGAUGAUACUCCAUUUCAACCAUCAAGACAUUCAUCAAUGCAAUCUCAAGCUUCUGAAGCUGUUGAACCUGCUGCUGCUACAACAGACAACGAAAACAAUGACGCUCCUCCUAAACCGAGUUUAUCAGCCAGUUUGCCAGUAGUAUCGCAAACUGCUACGCCACGGCUUACUCCUCCUGGUUCUCCACCUAUUUUGUCUGCUUCUGCUACACCUAGAUCAACUUCGAGACCUCUCUCUCCUCGACGUCAUUCUGUAUCCUUCUCUACUACUAGAGGCAUGCUUGAUGAUACUAGAUCUUCUAUUUCAAUCUCAGAGCCUGGUUCACACACCGCAAGAACUCGGGUUGAUGGAAAAGAGUUCUUCCGACAAGUCAGGAGCCGAUUAUCUUACGAGCAAUUUGGUGCAUUUCUUGGUAAUGUGAAGGAUCUUAACGCUCACAAGCAAACAAGAGAAGAAACGCUUAGGAAAGCUGAAGAGAUAUUUGGAGGCGAUAACAGAGAUCUCUAUGUCAUAUUCGAGGGCUUGAUCACACGCAACGCUCACUGA